Messenger RNA from Neltuma alba, 2470 nucleotides. RefSeq lists its product as uncharacterized. The transcript has 2 exons. The record is from RefSeq and is a predicted model, not a curated record. NCBI's taxonomy places the organism in Eukaryota, Viridiplantae, Streptophyta, Magnoliopsida, Fabales, Fabaceae. Bases 219 to 2306 code for a protein of 695 amino acids.
UCAGAGUCAGGGCUUGUUGAAUUAUUUUCUUUACAGCGUACUGUAUUAGCAGAAUAGAAUAGAAAAGAAAACUGAAGAUUGGAUUUUGAAAAGGAAAAAAAGAAAAACAACUGGGGGGACAGGCGCGAGGGAGAGAGAAGCGUAUGUUUUUUUUAACCCGCAACGCCAGCGGAAGGAGGAUCUGAAAGCUUCGUACCAACAAGCGUGACCCCAAAAAAAUGCGAGGUAUAUCCCCUGACCAAGAAUCAGUUGGGUCUGGGACAAAGAGGUCUAGUGUAUCAUCAGGCAGCAGGCCUCGAAAUCAGAAGGAAUUUUUCUAUAGAUUUCUUGAGAGUGACAACUUGACUGAAAAACUUGUGGACUGGUUUGAAUCUCUAGCAGAAAGAUGUGCACCAAAACAACAUGCCUUCGAUGUUCCUUUUGAGCUGAUAGAACUACAAAAAUUUGAUUAUGCACUGGAAGGCAUUUCAUUUCAACAACUAAUACGCAUGCCUAAUGCUGUUCAUGCUUCUACAUCUGAUACUGUAGAGGCUACUGCUUAUCUUGCAAUUGAAGAUUUUCUGCAUGCAAGCGUGAAGGGCUUAUGGGAGGCUUUUUGGAGUCAAGAUGACCCCAUGCCUUUUUCAGUGGCCUGUCUGUAUAAUUCCAACAUGAAGUUUUAUCAGGCUGAGAAGGCAAUUGCUAAUGGAAAGCUUGGAGGUCUUUGUGCUACUGGUAUACUACUCAAUAAUCCUAGACAUCCCCAUGGAAAAUGGGAUCAUGUCCUUGAAAUAGCUCUUUUAAGGCCUGAUAUCAAAAGUCUGGAGGGCAGGGACUCCAGGCCAUCUUCAUCAAUUCUUGGGGAUGCUCUUUUCUGUGCUCUUCGCAUGCUCUUGGCUAGAAGUUUGAGCAGGCUGAAUUUCUUUGAGGAUCCAAACACAGUCUUUGUUGUUCUAGUUGAUUCUCAAUAUGGUGGAGUUGUAAAGGUUGAAGGAGAUGUAAAUAAACUAAAUUUUGAUACAAAUAAUGUUUAUGAAUGUGCAGCUGAAUGGGUGAAAAAUCAUUCAAGAAUUGCUGUUUCUCCCAUUGAUAGAAUCUGGAACAAACUCGGAAAUGCAAACUGGGGGGACAUUGGUGCUCUACAGGUGCUGUUUGCAACCUUCCACAGUAUAGUGCAGUAUGCUGGACAACCCAAGCACUCUAUUGAGGAUUUAGCUGCUGAUCACAGUUUGCGUCUCCAAACGAGAAGAGUGGAUAGGCAAUUAGGGGAUACCAGUGUGAAUGAAAAUGGUCUAUUCCGACAUCAGCAGAGAAGUGUUUCCCCAGAAAUUGUUGAAGUUCGUGAGGAUUCUGUGAGAAUUGAGCCCAAAGAGUCAAUGAAGUUAGAAGUAGGAUCCGUAUUGUGGCUGGAGGAUUCAGAUUUGCAAAAGGGUUAUCAGAUAAAAGAAGUCAUCACCACUGGUGAAUUGACAUAUUACAUUGCAUCUUAUGUUGAAGAGCCAGCAAAAAAUCUUUUUCUGUAUGUGGGUUCUCAUCUUCUGGAACCUGCUUGGGAAGAUAUGAACUUGUGGUAUCAAGUUCAGAGGCAGACAAAGGUAUUGACAGUAAUGAAACAGAAAGGUCUUUCAAGCAAAUAUAUCCCUCAACUGAGUGCAUCUGGUAGGAUUAUUCACCCUGGUCAGUGUCAAAGACCUAACUCAGGUGGAAAUUGCGACCACCCUUGGUGUGGGACUCCUAUUCUUGUGACCAGUCCUGUUGGUGAAACAGUUGCUCAAAUGGUGAGCAAAGGCCAAUUUGGCUCGGAUGAGGCUAUUAGAUGUUGCCAUGACUGCUUAUCAGCACUCUCAACAGCUGCUUCUGCUGGAAUUCGACAUGGGGACAUAAGGCCUGAGAAUGUAAUUUGCGUAAAGUCUGGUGUGAGGCAUCCUUAUUUUGUUCUAAUUGGUUGGGGGCAUGCAAUUCUUGAAGAUAGGGAUCGCCCUGCUAUGAACCUUCAUUUCUCUUCAACUUACGCACUUCAGGAAGGAAAGCUGUGUUCGGCUUCAGAUGCAGAAAGCCUAGUGUAUAUGCUUUAUUUUUCAUGUGGUGGGGCCUAUCCUGAACUAGAUUCAGUUGAGGGAGCACUGCAAUGGAGAGAGACGUCUUGGUCAAGGAGAUUAAUUCAGCAAAAGCUUGGUGAUAUCUCUACAGUGCUGAAAGCUUUUGCUGACUAUGUUGACAGUCUGUGUGGAACACCAUAUCCCAUGGACUAUGAUAUAUGGCUAAGAAGGCUGAGGAGAAAUAUUCAUGAUGGAGAUCAUGGAAAAGAAAUCGAUGCUACCGGCUAGGCUUUCUAAUUGAUUCCAACUCCAGGAAAGAGCACUGUUGAUCAUCUAUGACAUGUUUCUCAUUGCAAUGAUUGAAUUUUUUGGUGGUAAAUAAAACUUGGAAACCAAUGGUUUCAUACUUUGAUCACAUAAAUCUGAUCGGAGGCAUUUGGGGAGCAUGAGAU